Molecule: messenger RNA, 198 nt
Organism: Thlaspi arvense
Lineage: Eukaryota; Viridiplantae; Streptophyta; Magnoliopsida; Brassicales; Brassicaceae
Source: the annotation of a GenBank genome assembly
AUGGGCAGCUCCCUGCCAUUGGCAAGAGAAGCUCUACUCCAGCCGAACAAAGAUGCAAAUCAGGCAGCGUUAGCCAUUGCCGUGAGUGUUACAAGAGACCAUCGUUAUCACUCGUAUGUGGCUUCGAAAGGUCCUUUUUGGCUUCACAUAAUUACAUCCCUAGAGGCUAAUGGUGAUCCCAAUGGAGUCAUACACUAA